UUCCCCUUUAGCCAAUCGGCAAAAACCCCUUUGUCCAAAUCCAAACCCAAACCCUAAUCCAUGGCGAAGCUAUCCUCGGCGCGAGACUUCCGCACUUACGGCCCGCCCACAACCCGAAACAGCUGGGAAUACAUCAACGCCGGAAUCUACAUCGCCGCCGCCGUCCUCCUCCUCGCCGGCUUCGUCGCGCAGCUUUUCCCGGCGGGAAUCGACGGCAGAUCCGGUCUCGCCGUCAUCAUCAUCGGUUUGAUUCUGAUCGCGAUCGUCAACGCUCAUGAUCUCAUUGCUCAUUUGAUCGGCAUUGAUUUCUCCAUCCCGUUGAUUGAAUUCGACCCUCAGUUGGCUUUUGUGGAGAUUUCUGUUCCUCUGUGGCUCAUCGUCGGCGAUGCUCUUACUGCAGUUGCUGUCAUUCUUUUUAUGGUUCAGAAGGAGAGAGAGAGCUACAAUUGGAGAUUGGAGAAGCAUGCCACGAACCUGUUGAUAGCCGGACCGGUUUUUUGGCUAUUGGGUUCGGUUCAAAAUUUGAGCCAGGUUUACGAGCGGUCCAACGGUCUGCUCCAGAUUCUGCAGAAUAGCGUUCAGAUUCCAUUUCUGAUGGGCAGUCUCCUGUUUUUGUUAGGAGGGAUUUUCAGCAGAUAUGAAAUACAUCAUUCCUUCAAGCUUGUGGGCAGGAGCUGGGCCUGGUUGGGCCUAUUUGGGAGCCUCUUAUUUCUAAUUGGAGGCCUAAUGAAUGUGAUAAAAGUGUCCAGAAUGCAUAAAAUGGAUAAGGUUAGAUUAGAGAGCCUUAGAGGGGGUGCCCUUGAAAGGCUCAUGAGAGAGAGGGAGGGUAGGGUGCCCUUACUCUUAGAGGGUAGCGGCCGGCGACGACAAUCGUCAGAAGAUACAAUGCCAACUUCCAUCGCUCCGAUGCCGAUACAGAUACGUACCGAUGGUGCCGGUGGUGGUGGUGGUACGACAUCAACGCCUUAUAAGGACGUGCUUGUUAGUGGUGGAGGUGGAGCUUGAAGCUUUUGAUUUAGUUUUGGAAUAUGUUUUAUUUUUAUUUUUCUUUUAGCUUGCUUUAUUAUUAGAUAUUAUCAUAUGGAUGCUUAUUUGGAGUUAGAGAUAUC
Molecule: messenger RNA, 1109 nt
Organism: Phalaenopsis equestris
Lineage: Eukaryota; Viridiplantae; Streptophyta; Magnoliopsida; Asparagales; Orchidaceae
Exons: 3
Coding region: 61-1005 (314 amino acids)
Source: RefSeq, a predicted model, not a curated record